This is a messenger RNA of Microtus ochrogaster (prairie vole), 700 nucleotides long. The record is from RefSeq and is a predicted model, not a curated record. NCBI's taxonomy places the organism in Eukaryota, Metazoa, Chordata, Mammalia, Rodentia, Cricetidae.
GGCGACACGGCUCUCCCCACCCCCGGCAGGUAGACGCCGCGCCACCGUCAGCGAUGGGCAAGGGAGACCCCAACAAGCCGCGGGGCAAGAUGUCCUCGUACGCCUUCUUCGUGCAGACGUGCCGCGAGGAGCACAAGAAGAAGCACCCCGACUCGUCGGUCAACUUCGCCGAGUUCUCCAAGAAGUGCUCCGAGAGAUGGAAGACCAUGUCCGCAAAGGAAAAAUCGAAGUUCGAAGAUUUGGCCAAGAGCGACAAAGCUCGCUAUGACAGGGAGAUGAAGAAUUAUGUUCCUCCCAAAGGUGAUAAGAAAGGAAAGAAGAAGGAUCCUAAUGCUCCAAAGAGACCACCGUCUGCCUUCUUCCUGUUUUGCUCUGAACAUCGCCCAAAGAUCAAAAGUGAACACCCAGGCCUGUCUAUUGGAGAUACUGCAAAAAAAUUGGGUGAGAUGUGGUCUGAACAGUCUGCCAAAGAUAAACAACCCUAUGAGCAGAAGGCAGCUAAACUAAAGGAGAAAUAUGAAAAGGAUAUUGCUGCAUACCGUGCCAAGGGCAAAAGUGAAGUAGGAAAGAAGGGUCCUGGUAGGCCAACAGGCUCAAAGAAGAAGAAUGAACCAGAAGAUGAGGAAGAGGAGGAGGAGGAAGAAGAAGAUGAAGAUGAUGAGGAAGAAGAUGAGGAUGAAGAAUAAAUGGCUGUCCUAAA